UGACGUCACAUCCGGCAUGUUACAGUGCUGAAGUCUUUCAUUGCUGUAUAAAGCACAACUUCGUGUUCGUACACACCAGAUAUUGUGAAAGUUUGUCGAUUUCGCGCAGCGAGUGAGCCAAUUGUCGCACUAAUUCGCUUCCUUAGAACGCAAAAUGCCGAAGAACAAAGGAAAGGGAGGUAAAAACCGGAGGAGAGGAAAGAACGAGAACGAGACGGAAAAGCGUGAGCUGGUAUUCAAGGAGGACGGACAGGAGUACGCACAGGUGACAAAAAUGCUGGGCAACGGCCGCCUGGAGGCCAUGUGCUUCGACGGCAGCAAGCGGCUGUGUCACAUCCGCGGCAAGCUUCGCAAGAAGGUGUGGAUCAACCAGGGGGACAUCAUCCUGAUCGGCCUCCGAGACUACCAGGACGCCAAGGGCGACGUCAUCCUCAAGUACACGCCUGACGAGGCGCGCAACCUUAAGACCUACGGCGAGUUCCCGGAAUCUGUCAGGAUCAACGACACAGUCACGUUCGUCGACGGCGACCUGGACGAGGACAUCGAGUUCGGCGACGACGUCAGUGACGACGAAGAGGGUGACCUCGUCGACAACAUCUGAUUCCGGCCGCUGCUGGAGUGCGACCAAAUAUUGAUUACACGGACUCAUUCGUUAUUAAACUUUAAUGUUAAUUCCUUAAAA
Cloeon dipterum is the source of this 682-nucleotide messenger RNA. RefSeq names its product eukaryotic translation initiation factor 1A (gene eIF1A). The record is from RefSeq and is a predicted model, not a curated record. The transcript has a single exon. Gene Ontology annotation, biological process: translational initiation. NCBI's taxonomy places the organism in Eukaryota, Metazoa, Arthropoda, Insecta, Ephemeroptera, Baetidae. The coding region runs from base 155 to 601 and encodes 148 amino acids. Gene Ontology annotation, cellular component: cytoplasm. Gene Ontology annotation, molecular function: translation initiation factor activity; RNA binding.